This is a messenger RNA of Cavenderia fasciculata, 2163 nucleotides long. RefSeq lists its product as uncharacterized. Gene Ontology annotation, molecular function: polyamine oxidase activity; L-amino-acid oxidase activity. Gene Ontology annotation, biological process: amino acid catabolic process. The coding region runs from base 1 to 2163 and encodes 720 amino acids. The transcript has 2 exons. NCBI's taxonomy places the organism in Eukaryota, Evosea, Eumycetozoa, Acytosteliales, Cavenderiaceae. The record is from RefSeq and is a predicted model, not a curated record.
AUGUCAAAUUUGUUAAACAUUAAUAUUGGUGGUAAGGGACGAGGAGAAAAUACUACCAAUACUACCAAUACUACCAAUACUACCAAUACUACUACUGCUACUACUACUAGUACAACAAAUAAUGUAACAUCACCACCACAACCAAGUGUAACUAGUGUUGUAAAUCCAAUCCUUACUCAAUUGUUUAGAGCACCAGGAAGAGUUGCUUCAGCACAACACUUGGAACCACAAGUCUUUUCCAUGCGUGGUUACUAUGCCAAUCGACUUUUUGGAAAGGAAAAGGCUGUAAAGAAAGCUGCCAAACAAGCUGCCAAGGAUGCACUAGCCAAGUUGAAUCUCCAGGCUCCACCAAAGGUAAAACCACAACAUUGUCAAAAGAAGGCAUCUGACCUCAACAUUGGUGUCAUCGGUGCAGGUAUGUCUGGUCUCUACACUGGCAUGAUCCUCGAUGAACUUGGAAUCAAGUAUCAAAUUCUUGAAAGUAAUCCAACCAGAAUUGGUGGUAGAAUCUACACUUAUAAAUAUUCUGAUAAACCGUGGGAUUAUGUUGAUUUUGGUGCUAUGAGAUACCCAGAAAUACCAAUUAUGGAUCGUGUAAUUGGAAAACAACAUUGGAGUUUGUUUAACAAGUUGAAACAAAAGGGACAAGAGUUAAAGACUGAACCAUACCAUUUGUCAUCGGACAAUAACAUUGUCUAUUUCAACAACAAGCGAAUCUACUCUCAAGAUACAUUGGACAAGGAUCCACUCUUUUUCUCGGACAAGAACAACGGAGGACAUGGCACAGCAGUACCCGACGUGUUUGCCGAGCAGCCAUACUCAGACUGGUUAUACUUGGUCUAUGAUAAAUUCGCCAAGGACUUGGAAGAGGACUUUGACGCUGGUUUCCAAAAGUUGAUGGAGGCCGACAAGCAUUCGACUCGUAGCUACCUUGGCACGUUCGACGCACCCGAACAUCUCCACAUCAAGGGUGAGGUGAGCAAGGGAUACCCAGAGUCUGUCAUUUCGUGGUGUGAAACGAUGGAUUCGGCAUCUGGUCUCUACGACCAAGCCUUCUCAGAGUCAAUCAUUGACUACUUUGACUUUUCUGGCCAGUCGUGGAAGUGCAUUGACGGUGGAUCAGUCGCCAUGGUCGACGCCAUGCUCAAGGUGAUCAAGGGACCCGUCUACAAGGGUAAGCGAGUCACCAGAGUGGCACCCACUGCCGACAAGACACAGUUGACGGUCAAGGUUGCUGGAGACCCAGGCUCCAUCACCUACGACCACGUCAUCUCGACCGUGCCACUCUCCUGUCUCCGAAAGAUGGAUCUCAAAGAAUUGCAUCUCUCGCACAAGAAACGUGUUGCCAUCCGUACACUCCACUAUGACCAAUCUUGCAAGAUCGCCGUGCGUUUCGCCAAGAGAUGGUGGCAAGACGAUGUCGUUAUGAAGGGCAAGUCGUUCAAGGGUGGCAAGUCAUCCACUGAUCUGCCAUUGCGUACCGUCGUCUACCCAUCGUACGGUGUCAACGACCCCAAUGCCCCCGGUGUGCUCAUUGCCUCGUACACAUGGGCCCAAGACGCUGCUAGAAUCGGUGCCUUCCUCCCCGACAACAAGGCACAGUUGAUCGACCUCGUUUUUGCCAACUUGGCCGAGAUCCACAACCUCACCGAGGAGUUCCUCGUCUCUCAGCUCGGUGGCAUGUCCAAAGACCAAGCUGUUCAGGCAUGGGACUGGUACGAUGACGGCGACAGCAUGGGUGCCUUUGCCCUUUACGGCCCAGGCCAGUUCUCAUCGCUCUUUCCCUCGCUUGUCAAGCCCGAGGCUAACGGACUGUUCCAUCUCAGUGGUGAGGGUGCCUCUGUCCACCACGGUUGGGUUAUUGGUAGUCUCAGCUCGGCAUACCGUGCCGUUGACCAAAUCCUCGAACACAACGGUCUCUCUGACAAACGUAUCGAGUUGCGUGAAAAGUGGGGCACCAUCGAAGAGGCUGAUCAUCCCGAUGGAAACGUUCCACAACCCGAGCAAGCCCCAGGUCUCCGUGCCUUUAGUAUUGCCCAACACCCAGACCAACUCUCUGUCAAUGCAUCCGGUCUCUCUCAACCACUUUCCAAGAUUCAUCCACUUGGUUUCCUUCCACUUGGUCCAAGACAUGCUUCUUCAGUUGGUGGUUUCCUUUAUUAA